Molecule: messenger RNA, 5184 nt
Organism: Chrysochloris asiatica (Cape golden mole)
Lineage: Eukaryota; Metazoa; Chordata; Mammalia; Afrosoricida; Chrysochloridae
Product: probable ATP-dependent RNA helicase DDX60-like
Exons: 37
Biological process (GO): defense response to virus
Cellular component (GO): cytoplasm
Molecular function (GO): single-stranded RNA binding; ATP binding; double-stranded RNA binding
Source: RefSeq, a predicted model, not a curated record
AAAUCUUCAAUAUUUUUAAAGAUAAUAUCACAGUUCAUUUUGGAGGAAAUGCCAAAAGCUGAAUAUUCCAGUUUAUUCAAUGAUUUUGUCGAAUCUGAGUUUUUUCUCAUUGAUGGAGAUUCAUUCCUUAGCACAUGCCUAUGUGAGAAAUCAUUAACCCCUGGGCAGAAUCUCCAUUUCUUCUAUCUGGUUGAACGCUAUCUUGUGGAUCUUAUGAAUAAAGGAGGACAUUUUGCGAUCAUUUUCUUCAAGGAUGCUGAGUACGCUUAUAUCGAUUUUCCUGAACUUCUUCCUUUGAGAAGUGCUUUAAUUCUUCAUCUUCAACAUAAUACUACCAUUGAUGUUCGAACUGAAUUUUCAGGAUGCUUAUCUCAGGAGUGGAAACGUUUUUUGCAAGAGAGUUGCCCAUAUUUCCUGAUAGUUUCAGACGAAGGCCUGAGUGAUGUGCAGACAUAUCUUUUCAAGUUUUUGAUCAUACAUUCUUGGGCAAUGAAGGUCAAUGUUGUACUUACUUCUGGACAAUCACGGGAUAUUCUCCGACUUUAUGCAUACCUUAUGCCAAGCAAGAAUAGAAACCAGAUAUUUUUCAAGAAGCAUGAAGGUAUCAUUGAUGAUGUUUACAAAACUCUAAUGGAAAGAUUAAAAAAGAAAAGAGCUACAGCAUUAGCAUCUCUUUUCACAGAUUUUACUUGGACAAAUAUGAUGGAAAAGGCAUGUAAGAAUAUUUCUCUGCUUAUGCAACUCUGGCCAGAAGGAUCUGAUAUCCGGCGUGUUCUUUGUGUUUCUUCAUGCUCACUGACUUUGAGUAUGUACCAUCGUUUUUUGGAAAACAGAAAGAAGACUGCCUCAGGCCAGGUAACUAACCUACAAUGGAAACACUGUGUCUUGGCAGAUAACAACAUUCCUUCAAUCAUAGGUAGAAAAUUGCAAUCUGUGGACAGCAAUUGCUUAGUCCUGCAGGAGGUGGAAGAUUUGUGUAGAAUGCAUUGCCUCAGUGUGGCUUUUCUACUCCACUUACCUCUUUCUCAAAGAGCUUGUGCUAGAUUCAUUACUUCCCAUUGGAUUAAGGACACUCGUACUUUCUUUAAAAUGAAAAAGUGGUGUGAGAAUUUUAUACUAAGUAAUAUAAACAUUUUUAAGAAUUUGAAUUUAACUUACCUUUCUGACUUAAGUGAUGAGCCUUUGCUGAAGAAUAUUGCUUUUUACUAUGAAAAUGAACAUGUUCAAGGACUACAUUUGAAUUUGGGAGAUGUCAUUGCACAGGAUUAUGAAUAUCUCUGGAAUACUGUGUCAAACUUGGUCAAAGAGUUUGAAGUUGGAAAGCCACUUCCUCUGCGAACAACAAAACUUCAUUUCCUCAGAAAGAAUCCUUUACCUAUUAAAGGAAGUUCCAUGGAAAAGAUGCUUAAUUUGUGUUUAAUCCCUGUAUCAUGUAAGCUUGUUGAUGAAUUUGUUGGAGAUAUUAUGAAAGAUUUGCCUUUUCUGAAGAGCGAUGAUCCUAUUGUUACUUCACUGAUUAAACAAAAGGAAUUUGAUGAACUUGUGCAUUGGCAUUCCCACAAACCACUCAGAGAUGACUACGACAAUGCAAGGUGUUCCUCUCAUGAAAAAUCUAGAGAUCCUUAUUAUCUUAAAUCCCUACAAAAGUUUCAUGUUUUUCAACGAUUUUAUGGGAAUUCAUUAGAAUCGAUACCUUCAAAAGUCAUUGUAACUCAAGACAUCAAGCCAAAGAAGGAUUUCAGUGUGGCCAAAAGCAAUAUGGCAAAGGAAAGCAAAGCUGAAAUAAUCACUAGAGAGAACAAGAAGAGGUUAUUCAUGAAGGAAGAACAUAAAGAAGAACAAAAAUGGAAUUCUCUGUCAUUUUCAAUUGAACAGGAAAUGAAACAGAAUUUCAAUUCUGGUAUAAAGAACCUAGAAGACUUUCUGAAGUCAUGUAAAAGUAAUUCAGUGAAAUUUCAGGUUGAAAUGGUAGGUCUAACUGCCUGUUUGAAAGCAUGGAAAGAACAUUGCCAAGGCGAAGGUAAAGCUUCAAAAGAUUUAAGUAUUGCUGUUCAAAUGAUGAAAAGGAUCCAUUCAUUGAUGGAUAAAUACCAAGAACUUCUGAAAGAGGCAGAUCAUCAAUUCAUAGGCAGAUGCCUUAAGUACUUAGGAUUUGAUGAGUUGGCAAGUUCUUUACAUCCAACACAGAUUUCAGGAGAGGAGAUAAAGGAAAAGAAAAAGAAUAAAUAUUCCAUUGACAUUGGACCUGCUCGCUUUCAACUACAAUUCAUGGGCCAUUAUUUGAUAAGAGAUGAGAGAAAAGAUACAGAUCCCAGAGUCCAGAAUUUUAUUCCUGACACAUGGCAGAGAGAGCUCCUUGAUGUUGUGGAUAAUAAUGAUUCCGCAGUGAUUGUUGCUCCAACGUCCUCAGGCAAAACCUAUGCUUCUUACUACUGCAUGGAGAAAGUACUGAAGGAGAGUGAUGAAGGGGUGGUUGUGUAUGUUGCACCAACUAAGGCCCUUGUUAAUCAAGUGGCAGCAACUGUUGAGAAUCGUUUUGUGAAAAAUCUUCCAAGUGGUAAAGCUCUAUGUGGUGUUUUUACAAGAGAAUAUCGCCAUGAUGCGCUAAACUGUCAGGUACUUAUUACAGUGCCUGCCUGCCUUGAAAUUCUGUUGCUUGCUCCUCAUCAGCAAAAAUGGGCAAGAAGGAUUAGAUACGUUAUAUUUGACGAGAUUCAUUGUCUUGGUGGAGAAAUUGGAGCAGAAGUCUGGGAACACCUCCUUGUCAUGAUCCGAUGUCCCUUUUUAGCUCUUUCAGCUACAAUAAGUAACCCUAAACAUCUUACUGAGUGGUUACAAUCUGUAAAACUAUACUGGAAGAAAAUGGACAAUAUGAUUGAAAAAAAUAAUGCUUCUUCUAAUAGAAAGAUUGCCUCUCAUGCUAGUUUUUUCAAAAGUUACUUGCAAGGAAAGCAAUCAUAUAAAGUUCGACUUGUACUCUAUGGAGAGAGAUACAAUGAUUUAGAGAAGCAUAUAUGUUCAUUGAAAGAUAAUGAUGUUUAUUUUGAUCAUUUUCACCCAUGUGCUGCGCUAACAGCAGAUCAUAUUGACAAGUAUGGAUUCCCUUCCGAUCUUACCCUUUCACCUCGAGAAAGCAUCCAGCUUUAUGACACCAUGGUUCAAGUCUGGAAAACUUGGCCUAAAGCCCAGGAAUUAUGUCCUGAGAAAUUCAUUGAUUUCAAGAACAAAAUAGUCAUUAAAAAGUUGGAUGCUAGAAAAUAUGAAGAGAGCUUAAAGUCAGAAUUAAAAAACUGGAUUGAAAAUGACCAUAUAAAGGAGGCUGAAAUGGUACUAAAGAAGCUUAGUCCUAGAACAACUGGUAGUUCAGAAAACAUGGCACAAAUGUUUCCACUUCUUGUUGAAAAGCUAAGAAAAUUGGGGAAGUUGCCUGCUCUGUGUUUUAUAUUCAAUAUAAAACAUGUAGAAAAAUGGGCUAUAAGAGUAAAAGAUUUUCUGGAGGAAAAGCAAAAAAGUAAAAAACCUCCCAAAGCUGAGAAAGAAGCUCAUGUCAUGGCUAACAAGCUUCGAAAACUUGAAAAAGCCAUAGAGAAACAAAGGACAAUAGAUGGAAAAAGUCAGAAAAAUCCCAGAAAAAUGGACCAAAGCCUAAUACAAGAAGCUGAAUAUAAGAAUAUAUGCAAGAGCCUAGAGAAGAACCUAAGAAUCCCUCAGGACUGCACAUAUGCUGAUGAAAAAGCAAUAGACACUAAGACUUUGCAGGACAUUUUUGAUCGAGUAAGAUUCCAAAUAAAAGGUGAAGAAAUGAAGACUUUGGCAUGUAGGGGCAUUGGAUAUCAUCACAGCUGUUUGAGUGCCAAAGAAAAACAAUUAGUUGAAGUUCUCUUUAGAAAAGGAUUUAUUAGGGUGGUGACAGCUACAGGGACACUUGCUUUAGGAAUCAAUAUGCCUUGUAAAUCUGUGGUGUUUGCUGAAAACUCAGUCUAUCUGGAUGCUUUAAACUACAGACAGAUGUCUGGACGUGCUGGAAGACGAGGUCAAGACCUUCUUGGAGAUGUGUAUUUCUUUGAUAUUCCACUGCCCAAAAUAGAAAAACUCAUAAAAUCCAAUGUUCCUGAGCUGAGAGGACAGUUCCCUGUCAGCAUAACCCUGAUACUGAGACUCAUGCUCCUAGCCUCCAAAGGAGAUGACCCAGAGGAUGCUCAAGCAAAGGUGCUGUCUGUGCUAAAACAUUCACUGCUAUCCUUCAAGCAACCCAGAGCCAUGGACAUGUUAAAACUUUACUUCCUGUUUUCAUUGCAGUUGCUGGUAAAAGAGGGCUAUUUAGAUCAAGAAGGUAAUCCAAUGGGAUUUGCUGGACUUGUGUCACAUUUGUAUUAUCAUGAACCUUCAAAUCUUGUUUUUGUCCAUUUUUUUGAGAGAGGCCUUUUUCAUAAUCUCUGCCAGCCAACCAGUAAAGGCUCAAAACACUUUUCUCAAGAUGUAAUGGAAAAGCUAAUGUUAGUGUUAGCAAAUCUGUUUGGAAGAAGAUAUAUGCCAGCAAAGUUCUACGAUGAUAAUUUAAAGUUUCAUCAAUCAAAGGUAUUCCUUGAUGAGCUCCCUGAGGAUUUUAAUGCUUCUUUACAUGAGUAUAACAUGAACGUGACAAAGGACUUUGCUUCUUUCCUGCUAAUUGUUUCCAAAAUGACUGAUAUGAAGCAGGAAUAUCAACUCCCAUUGUCAAAUAUCAAAUUUACAGGUAAAGAAUGUGAAGACUCCCAGCUUGUGGCUCACUUAAUGAACUGCAAAGAAGGGAGAAAAGCUGUUUCACCAUUCGUUUGUCUUUCUGGAAACACAGAUGUCGAUUUGCUUCAACCCCAGAUGGUUAAUCAGGUAGUUUUGCACUCAAUUCGUAUCAAUAGCAAUCAGGCUCCUCUGCUGUGGUCAAAAAUUUUUGAUAACAAAGGAAGAAUAAUGCCACUUAAUGCAUAUGCACUUGAUUUCUAUAAGCAUGGUUCUUUGGAAGGAUUAGCCCAGGACAACAGGUUACACAAAGGUGAAGCCUAUUUGUUAUUGAAAGAUUUUGCACUCACAAUUCGAGCUAUCAGUGUUUCCUUGCGUGAGCUAUGUGAAAAGGAGGAUGACAACGUGGUCUUAGCAUUUGAACAACUGAGUGAAACCUUUGACCAAAAAUUUAGUAAAAUCUAA